Penicillium crustosum is the source of this 696-nucleotide messenger RNA. RefSeq names its product PaaI family thioesterase. The coding region runs from base 1 to 696 and encodes 231 amino acids. The transcript has a single exon. The record is from RefSeq and is a predicted model, not a curated record. Lineage: Eukaryota; Fungi; Ascomycota; Eurotiomycetes; Eurotiales; Aspergillaceae.
AUGGCCGACCCAGCCCCCGCCAUCGCGCAUCUCCGCACCAACUCAUGGGCAAACAACUUGAUCUCCUCGGCCGACUACACACCAAUCGAGACCGACUCCCGGCGGCUAAAGCCCACAACCGGUGAAGAUGGUUACUUCGCGCAAACCCUCAACACACCCUCCACAAUCCCUCACUGUCUGACUUUGCAACGUCGCAAUAUCACACCCGCACCUGCUGAAGUCCCCACCUGGCUACCCGCAACAAAACAAGAUGCCGCAUCCGCUGCAAAGCCCACCCCGGGCCUGAAUCCUGCGGAUAUCAUUAUGAUCUUCGAUCUUAGCAGCCCUGGUCUGUCCGGCCACCCAUCCACUGUGCAUGGCGGCCUUGUCGCGACGCUAAUUGACGAGGCCAUGUCCCUCGCUGUCGCAGCGCAUACCAAUGCGCCCACGGCACCCACUACGGCCGAGGAUAACCCGCGCGGGAAGAUCUUCACUGCACAACUAGACGUCAGGUAUAAAAAGCGGGUGGUUACGCCUGCUUUGCUGGUUGUCAAGGCGCGAGUUAUUGGGGGGGUCGGGAGGAAAUUCUGGGUGCGGGCGCAGGCGCUGCAGGAGGAUGAGGAGAGCGCUGGGGGACAUUUGGAGUGGGCUAAGAGGAAGGUUGUCAAGGCUGAUGCCAUGGCAUUUUGGAUUGAGACAUCUGACUCGAAGUUGUGA